GGAUAUAUAGUCCCAAGGUAGAAUCCCUUCUGGGUUUUAGGCAGUUGUACCAAGCCUGUAAGGCUGAGUAAGGGUGCUCCUCACCCUUUGGAAGAGAAUACCAAGUCAAUCCCUGCAGCACCCAGGAAUCAUCACCCUUUUCUUCCAUAGGACUGGCCCUGACCGCUGUCCCCCAUCCCUCUCCCACACUGAGGAUUCCCAAGAACUUCUUGGGUCUUGUGACACCAUGUCUGGGUUUGCCUCCCUGCUGCUGCUGCUGCUCCUCUCUUGCCAGAUCUCAGAAGGCUCCAAGCACGUAGAAGCAAGGAACAUCACUGAAAACAACUGUCCUUCACGGAAAAAGAAUUUUGCAGUGCGUACAGGACAUGUUUGUCAGAGGAGCUGUGAACGCCGCCAAUGUUCAAAAACCAGAAAGUGUGCAUGUGACGAUAAAUGUGGACUCAGUUGCAUUUCUCCAGCGUUAAGAUGUCCCUGGCCUGUGACAGUUGAUAAUGCCGAGACACACUUGGCCCAGGAAUCCCAUGGUUUUGGAGACUUCAUGACAGUGACCUGCCAAUCUGGAUAUAGACUACCGGAUGGACAAGAAAUGGCAGUCAGCCGUUGUCAAGGAGACGGAAAGUGGAGUGUCACUGCACGCUGUAAAGAAGUUUUUAGUUUUGCAAAUGUUUGCAAACCUCCCCCUGAAAUUGAAAAUGGAGACCACGAAAAUGGUCCUUAUACCAUAGGAAAGGAAGUGCUGUAUACAUGCAAAUCUGGAUAUUGGUUGCAGGGGGCCAAUUCACUCCGAUGCCAAGAAAAUGAGGAAUGGUCAGACAAUGCUCCAACUUGCCAUCCUGUUACCUGUUCCCGACCACCUGACAUUGCACAGGCAACAUUGGUGGCUGUGCACCAAUCUGAAUAUCCUGUAGGAACUGUUAUCUAUUACUUAUGUCAGAAGGACUUCUUCCUAGAUGGUUCUAACAGAGUCAUCUGCCUGAAAAAUGGAAGCUGGUCCCAUCUGCCUUACUGUAGAGCUCGCUGUCCCAUCAUUGCCCAAAGGAGCCGGAUGAUCUACCAUGGACAAAAGGUUUGGGCCUAUGAGAUCCCAAAGGGUUUUAUUCACCAUGGUGAAACUGUCACGUUUUUCUGCCGAAGUCAGAAUAAGACCUGUAAUUUUGAAGCUGAAAGCCGCUGUUUUGAUGGUGUAUUGAAGAUACCUGAUUGCUAUGAUGAGCCAACAUACUUGCAAUACCAUCUCUUCCCCAAAAGAGUUGUGUCCGAAAUCCGUGCUUGUUGAACAUCUGACCUCAUUACUUCAGCAAUGAGAUCUGUCUCCUUCUCCUUGUUCAAGCUUGCAAGGCAUCCUGGAAGUCCAAGGGGAGAAAUGGAAAUGAGAAGAUUAAUACUAAGAAAAGAUGUCAACCAAAGGGAAAAGAGAAGGCGGGGCUGUUGUAUUGAUAUGCUACAGCUGGCAUUCUUCACAAUCAAUAGUUAGGUGUAUAUUUUAUUUAUUUUUGUCUGUUGUUCACUAAGUGAGCAUCAAGAUUCUUGCAGGCCAUCCCAAACCACAACUCAAUUUCUCCUGUAUUUUUUUCAAAAAUAUUUCUUCCACAAAUCAUAUGGUUAAAUUCAUCCAAACUAUCCUCUAAAUAGAGAGGAUUUUAAACAUGAGGGAGGUUUCAUUUAGAGCCUACAAUA
This is a messenger RNA of Thamnophis elegans (Western terrestrial garter snake), 1677 nucleotides long. Its product is annotated as beta-2-glycoprotein 1-like. NCBI's taxonomy places the organism in Eukaryota, Metazoa, Chordata, Lepidosauria, Squamata, Natricidae. The record is from RefSeq and is a predicted model, not a curated record. The coding region runs from base 227 to 1276 and encodes 349 amino acids. The transcript is spliced from 8 exons.